Molecule: messenger RNA, 971 nt
Organism: Tripterygium wilfordii
Lineage: Eukaryota; Viridiplantae; Streptophyta; Magnoliopsida; Celastrales; Celastraceae
Product: psbP domain-containing protein 2, chloroplastic
Exons: 3
Coding region: 58-807 (249 amino acids)
Biological process (GO): photosynthesis
Cellular component (GO): extrinsic component of membrane; photosystem II; photosystem II oxygen evolving complex
Molecular function (GO): calcium ion binding
Source: RefSeq, a predicted model, not a curated record
AGGGGCACUGUUUGGUAAUAGAUAUGCUUUUCGUCUCAUGCUCUGCUCUGUAGUUUAAUGGCUUUGCAAAUCUAUCCCUCCCUCACAAACUUCAUCUGCAAUCCCUUCAACCACAUUCACCGCCUUCGUAUUUCUUGCCCUAAAACCUUUAUCUCCAAUUCAGCGCCCAAACUUUCUUCUUUGACUCAACUGCACAAUGCACCGAACAGCAAUGACAAAGACGCGCUCGCACUGUCCAUUCUUUCCAGCAAGAGAAGGUUGAGCCUUUCAAUUCUUUCAUUAGUCUUAAAUGGGUUUCUGCCAAACUCUAUUUUCGCUCAAGAGUUGGAGCUCGAAAGGUACACGGAUGCCGAGGGUUUUACUCUGCUCAAACCCUCUUCAUAUGUUAAGGUUGAUAAAGCAGGGGCAACAGUGUUGUUUGAGGAGGCAAAUAAGGGAAGCAACAGUGUUGGGGUUGUGGUGAACCCAGUUCGUCUUACUAGCCUUGGAGAAUUUGGGAGUCCUGAAUUCGUGGCUGAUAAGCUUAUGCAAGCUGAAAGGCGCAAGGAAAGUACAAAGGAUGCUGAGGUGGUUGGCGUCGCGGAGAGAUCCGGUCAGGGAGGCCUUCAGGUGUACGAAAUUGAGUACAAAGUUGACAGCACCAGGGGAGGGAUGAAAAGAAUAUUUUCUGCAGCAUUUGUAGCCUCUAAGAAGCUUUACCUCUUAAAUAUUGCUCACUCAGACAAGCCGGAGAGUCCUCUUGACAAUCACACAAGAACUAUGCUGGAAAAAGUGCUUCAUUCCUUUGAUGCGGAACCUAUGACAUGAUAUCGCAGCCCAUUUUGUUGAGGUAGAGAUGCAAACUUUGGUAGUUCUUGAGCUUCAAACCCUCUGGUAAUGAUAAUUUGCAGGCAUCUUUGGAUUUGAGAUUAAGAAUAUUUGAGGCAACCAUAAAUUGAUUCACGCAUGAUGUCACCCAGAUCACUUUGCUA